Molecule: messenger RNA, 2910 nt
Organism: Eremothecium sinecaudum
Lineage: Eukaryota; Fungi; Ascomycota; Saccharomycetes; Saccharomycetales; Saccharomycetaceae
Gene: UFD2
Product: ubiquitin-ubiquitin ligase UFD2
Exons: 1
Coding region: 1-2910 (969 amino acids)
Biological process (GO): protein polyubiquitination
Cellular component (GO): ubiquitin ligase complex; nucleus; cytoplasm
Molecular function (GO): ubiquitin-ubiquitin ligase activity
Source: RefSeq, a predicted model, not a curated record
AUGUCAAGUUCUGUUCAAUCGGUAAUUAAAGACAUAUUAUGCAUUACUAAUGACCCCUCUGAUUUAUCUUCCGCUACAAGAAAAUAUACUUUAAUUCAUGAAGAUGACAAUGAAGGUGUAUUAGAUUUUACAUUAGAAUCUCUUGAUUCACUUCUGGUCUCUCAAUUAACUGAAAAUGGCCGCCUACAACAACAACCUUUGGGUUAUUUACAUGAUUCAUUCCAACGUUGUCAGCAGCUCAAGAGACUUAACAAGAGCAAUACAGAUCAAGAUGUACAGAAUACUUUGGUAGAAAUUGAAAGGUUGUUAGUUGGAUAUGCUGUGGUUUGUUUCCAGAUUGAAGAGUUUGCCAUAGGAGGGAGUUUCUUGACUUAUGUUCGAGAUAUCGUACAACAUACAGAUCAAUAUACCGAUUUACUUUCAGCUAUGAUUCAGAGAGCUAUUAGGGAUGAAACUGUUUUUGAGGUUACAAAUAACUUCUUUUCUGCGCUUAUAGAACUUAUUAAAGAAAUGAACGAUUCUAGGGCCAACAAGUUCGAUUUAAAUGAUCUUACUUACAAUCGCGUGUUAACCCUAUUUGAGUUAUUUGUAUCUUUUAAGCCAGUAGCCGCUAUAUUUUCCCAGUUAGAUGGAUUUUUCUUCCCUUAUGAUGCAAAGCCUAAUAGUAUUGAAAAGAUAACCCUUUUGGGGCCUAUUUUAACACUAUCGCCUAUGAAUUUGAACGUUGCAGCUAGGAACUACGGUGAAAACUUGGAAAGGACCCAACAACAAACCAAUAUUAUCCAUGAGUCUCUUCAAACUGAGCACAAGGUUAUUCUAAACAGGUUGUUCUAUAUUGUGGACAAGAUCAUAAGGGGUUCUUCUGAAUCCCGUAACGGUGUUUUAUCAUAUUUCGCGCAAAUUGUGAACAAAAAUCAUCUAAGAAGAGGAGAUCAUGCUCAGCAUAAUAAGUUGUCAUCAAAUGCAUUUAUGACAAAUAUUACAUUAAUUCUAGUGAGGUUUUCACAGCCUUUUCUUGAUAGUACCUACAAGAAAAUUGAUAAGAUAGAUGUCAACUACUUUAACAAUUUGAAUCUGUAUAUUGACUUGUCCCAAGAAACCCGCAUGAAUUCUGACUUCAAGGAGGCGGACGAAUUCCAUGAUAAAAACAGAAAAUCCGAUGAUAAUAAACCUAACUUCAUCAGUGAUUGUUUCUUCCUUACGUUAACGUAUUUGCACUAUGGUCUAGGGGGGACUCUUCUUUAUGAUGAAAAGGUGACUCCGCAACUGAAACGAAUGAAGCAAGAGUUAAAACAAAUAAAAGAUGCGGCAAACAAUUCAUCCAACACAGAUAUCUUUGCUAGAUUUGCGGCGAUGCAAUUGCCAAGUUUAGAGAAGACUUGUACUACCUUACAAUCAAUACUUGAUUCGAUUCAAGGUGUUUUUUCAAACAAAGAAAUACAAAUGGAAGUUUUUGAAUUUAUUUGCGGUGUUUCAACUUUUCUUGUUCGGGUGGUGGAUCCAUCCCAUGAAUUCCCUUUUAAAAACUUAGAAUUACCGUUAAUUCCUGAUCAGGUGGGCGUAGAGAAUGUCGACAAUGCAGAAUUCUUGCGAGCUCAUGCUCAGGUUCCAUUUAAAUAUUAUCCGGAGUUUGUGGUUGAGGGCCCUAUCAAUUAUUGUUUGUACAUCUCGAAGUAUAUUAACAACCCUAUAUUCAGGCACCCAAGGCUUCAUUCUUUUGUUGAAUUGGCAACAGUUAUCUUGCGUUGCCCGGAAUUAGUUUCUAAUCCACAUUUGAAGGGUAAGUUGGUUCAGGUGUUGAGUAUCGGUGCGACUGCUUUGGGGGAUAAUUCACCCGGAUUCAUGAUGGAAAUAUUUGAGAACUGUGAAUUGGUAAGGAAAAACAUAUUCUACGCAUUGCUGGAUUUCUACGUGAUAGUUGAAAAAACGGGCUCAUCAUCUCAAUUCUAUGAUAAAUUCAAUGCUCGUUACAGCAUUUCUAUUGUUUUGGAAGAACUAUAUAAGAUUUCCGCCUACAGGAAUGAGCUUUUCCUACAAUCCCAAAAGAAUCCUGACUUCUUCAUUAGGUUUAUUGCUCGGAUGUUGAAUGACCUAACAUUUUUGCUUGAUGAAGGGCUAACUAACUUAACAGAAGUCCAUAAUAUAUCAAAGGAGUUGGAGCUUAGAGCUCGUAACCUACCUCCUACCAGGGAGGAAGAUAAUGAGGAACUUCAAGCUAAACUAACAGCGGCAGAACGUCAAGCGAGAUCUUCAUGCAGCUUAGCAGAUAAAUCGAUGAUUCUAUUCAAUGUUUUCACUAGAGAUAUUCCCAAAGCUUUCGUAUCUCCAGAGCUGGUUGAUAGACUUGCCGGCAUGUUGAACUACAACCUGGUUUCUUUGGUCGGACCCAAAUGUCGUGAACUUAAAGUUAAAGACCCUAGCAAAUUCCAAUUUAACCCUAAAUCUUUAUUAAAAUCUCUUUCUGAGAUAUACAUCAAUUUAUCUGAGCAGGAUGAGUUUAUUUCUGCAGUUGCUAGAGAUGGCCGUUCAUUUAACAAAGACCUCUUCGAUCGCUUGGUACACAUUUUAGGACAUAAAACCGGGUUGGCGUCCCCAGAACAGUGCGAAAAGCUUACUAACUUCGCCAACAAGACUUACCAACGUAAAUUAGAUGCUGAAGAAGAAGAUAUGGAUAUGGGAGAUGUACCAGACGAAUUUUUGGAUCCACUAAUGUAUACUAUUAUGAAGGAUCCGGUUAUUUUACCAACCUCGAAGGUCACUAUUGAUCGCAGCACUAUUAAAGCACAUUUGUUGAGUGAUUCCACUGAUCCAUUUAACAGGACACCACUUAAGCUAGAGGAUGUUAUACCCAACGAGUCCUUAAAAAAUAAAAUCGAAGAGUUUAGGAUGACGAAGCAACGUAAUAAAUAG